Caenorhabditis elegans is the source of this 1272-nucleotide messenger RNA. It is a transcript of the gene frpr-3, whose product is annotated as G-protein coupled receptors family 1 profile domain-containing protein. The record is from RefSeq and is marked reviewed. Bases 68 to 1150 code for a protein of 360 amino acids. Lineage: Eukaryota; Metazoa; Nematoda; Chromadorea; Rhabditida; Rhabditidae. Gene Ontology annotation, molecular function: G protein-coupled receptor activity. Gene Ontology annotation, biological process: signal transduction; G protein-coupled receptor signaling pathway. The transcript has 5 exons. Gene Ontology annotation, cellular component: membrane.
UUUCAGCUCAUAAAUGCACAAUUGACCAACAAACAUCUUCAACUUCCACUAAACUCUCACAAAAACAAUGUUGCUACUACUCUCCCGGGUUCUGGUGAACGUGAUGGUGCUGAUGUGCUUUGGUGGAAUUCUCACGAACUUCAUCUCAUUCUACAUCUACACUCGUAAAACAUUCCGGAAAAAGAGCAUAAACGUCUUGCUCGCAGCCUUGUCAAUGUCUGACCUUUGCGUCUGCGUUCUUGCAAUUCCAGUUUUUGCAAGUACUCAACUUCAACAAGUCAUUCCGCCAACAAUUACUGCAAUGAUCAUGGUGUACUUGUAUCCAGUGACCAUAAUGUUCCAGUCAGUGUCAGUAUGGUUGCUGGUAUCCAUAACAAUUGACAGAUACUUAGCCGUAUGUCAUCCAUUCAUGGUCAAUACGUAUUGUACAAGGAAUCGCGCUCUCAUAACUGUUGGAGUUGUCGUGAUAUUCAGUGUUGCUUACAAUUUGAUUCGAAUUUGGGAGUACACGAUAAAUUUCGAUGUCGCUCCUGAGAAUCGUACGAUUGAAGAUCUUGUUGUACCGAAGCUUCGAGCAAAUCCGCACUUCUUAUUGUGGUACCAGAAUGUUGCCACGUUGGUGUCGCAAUUCGCAUUUCCACUUACAGUGUUAUGUGUUCUCAACAUUCAAGUAGCGCGAACAAUUAUCGAGGCAUCCGAGCAACGAAGAGAACUAGUGGCAAGUGUGAAACGAGAACAUUCGACUGCAAAAAUGAUGAUAAUGGUUGUUUUAGUAUUCCUCGUUUGCUACAUCUUCUCAUUUAUUCUAAAUAUAUGGGAAAUUCUUGACAAGGAGACUUUUGGAGGAGAUAUUGGUUGGUUUAUGAAUGACAUCAACAAUGUACUUAUUGUUGUCAACUCGACGAGUGCAAUUGUUUUCUACUAUAAAUAUUCAACAAGGUUCCGAAAUCAAGCACGGACACUUCCCGGGAUACGGUGGUAUGCUAGUAUGUCAAAGUUCAAUGUAUAUGAUACAGAGGCAACAUCAAAUCGAACAAUGGUCACUAGAUACAAAGAAUCCAUGAUUUCAAUAAGAGGCACGUCAACUCGCCUGAGCAGCUCUCACAAUUUGCUCUACAAACCGAGCUACUCAAAGCCAUGUGAUAUCUAGGAAUUUGUCACAAUUUAUUGCCAUAAUCGAAUUUUUGUUGUUAACGGGUUUUUAAGUGACAUAUCGUUUUCUUCUUUUUAUCUAACAAUUUUCACUGGUGUUUUUGAAAAAUAAACUAUCAU